Messenger RNA from Leptinotarsa decemlineata (Colorado potato beetle), 2670 nucleotides. RefSeq lists its product as uncharacterized. Gene Ontology annotation, molecular function: serine-type endopeptidase activity. The record is from RefSeq and is a predicted model, not a curated record. Gene Ontology annotation, biological process: proteolysis. Lineage: Eukaryota; Metazoa; Arthropoda; Insecta; Coleoptera; Chrysomelidae.
AAUUUCCGAUUGUUUGUAAACAGGUUUAGAAAUCAUAACUAUUUCAAUCAGUUCUUAAGGGAAAAUCACUAGCAUAUGAUGUCUUUUUAAUGUUCUUGUGUAUACCUUCGAAAUAUUCCUAAUAAGUGUUCCAGUGCAGUUAUUUUUUAGUUUAAGUUAUUUAUUCACGAUCUCAUUUUAAGGAUCUUAUAUAGAAUGAUUGUACAUCUAUUAGUUACACAGUUGUUAAUUGUAUCGAUAAAAUACUCGUAUGUAUCAAGUCAGUCACCAUCGCCCUGUCCAGAUGUUUUUUCUUAUGAACAAAAGGACGUCGACGAAGACAGAUGGUAUGGUACUAUAUCUCUCAAAACUCUCGAAGACCUUACUGGAGUUUGGAUAACUAUUCAGCUGGACAAGCCGGCAGAGAUUUUAGGGAAUUGGUUUGGGGAUACAGUCUCCAACGAUAAUGAGGAAUUCCGAAUAUCAAAUCCGAACUAUAAACUGGAAGCUGGGCCUCCGAUCUCCGUUAGAUUUUUUGUGAAAUAUGACAGAUUCAAUGGCAUUCCAAGCGUUCAAGGAAUAAGACUGAAUGGAAAGGUAAUUUGUUCAGCUGAGAGAGAUGACAGCGAGUUGAGGCCUACCACUCCUAAGUUGCACAUAAGUCGGCCAGGGACUACGAAAAGACCUGUGACUUCGAGUAGUUCAGUUAACAAUAGACCAAUAUAUACAUCCGGAAGCAAGCCAGGAAGGAGACCUGUGGAUAGGGAAACUGGAGAUAUACCAUCAAAUGUCAAAGUCAGUAACAAGCCAAAUACCAGCAAUUUAAUUACAGGAGACGUUUACGAUCCACCAUCAUACAGACAACCCGAUGAAAAUAGUCAAGGAUUAGCUUCGAAUAGAGAUAACAGGCUUGAUACAAGACCUAGCACUUCCAAUUAUAAUACAGGUACUUACUCCGACAAAGGAUCUACAAGUUAUGACGAGCUGUAUGAAAAUAACCAAGGGCACUUCUCUGGAUCGUUGUCAAGACCUAGUACUUCGAAUGCGAAUAACAGAAUUACUUCUGGUGGAAAUAGUAACGGUAACACUCUAUCUGUGUCCGAUAACGAAGAUGAUGACUUUUUCCCUGGAGACUUCGCCAAUAUCAAAAGACCAGCCCAAAAUAAGCCAGCUUCCAGACCGCAUACAUUAUCUGUUACCACAGAAAGUGGUUGUGGUAUCGUUGCAGCUAGGCCUAGUCCACUGAUUACCAAUGGACAUGAUACAACCCCAGGUCAAUGGCCAUGGCAUGCUGCCCUUUAUCACUCUAAAGGAUUUCAAUUAUUGUACAUUUGUGGAGGAACGCUUAUAUCGCAUCAACACGUUGUAACUGCAGCUCAUUGUGUUACUAAACUACGUUCCAAUAAAAUUUUAAAUGUUGAGAGUGUUUUGGUAUAUCUAGGUAAAUACGAUUUAGUAACAUUUGGUCCAGAAGUUCAAGAUCGCAGUGUUUCCGAUAUUUUCAUUCAUCCUGAAUACAAUCAUUCCGUUUACUUCAAUGACAUAGCAGUCCUCAAACUCUCAAGGCCUGUGGAAACCACCAAUUUCGUUCGACCUUGCUGUUUGUGGGCAGAAGAUACUAGUUUAGAUAGUGUUAUAAGUAGACCAGGUACCGUCAUUGGAUGGGGUUACGAUGAAAGUAAAAAGUUAUCCAAUAAACUCAUGCAAGCCCAAAUGCCGGUUGUGUCAACUUCUACAUGCAUUUUCUCAAACAGAGAAUUUUUUUCCCAAUUCACAUUUGAAAAAAAUUACUGCGCGGGUUUUAGAAAUGGUACUUCGGUAUGCAAUGGAGACUCGGGAGGGGGCAUGGUGUUUCCUAAGACAGGAACUAGAGGGCAGAACACAGUUUGGCAGCUGAGAGGAGUUAUUUCUGUUAGUGUAGCACUUCAAGGUCAUGGAGUGUGCGAUACGUCACAAUAUAUACUUUUCACCGACGUUGCCAAACACUUGUCUUGGAUAAAACAAACAAUGUCAUAUUAGACUUCCAACAAUAAACACAUUGACGUAUCAGUAUUCUUUUCACGGCACUGCAGUUUCAUGGCAGUUGGUAACGUGAUGGAAAAUUGACGAAUCAUCUAGCGGGAACCAACAAAGAAAUAAUUAAACAGCUAUUUGGGGAAGAUAUUUUCAUGUGAAUGGAUUUAAUUCUAUCAACACGUUUCGCGCCUUGUAGCCACCGGUGGAUAGUGUUAUUUAAUCCCAACAGCAAAUUACCUUCUGAGGCCACGUUCACCUGUAGUUACAGAAAACAAUACUGAAGAAACACAAUUUUCAUUGAAAAACAACAAAAACAACAUUCAACAUAAAUACCUGAAUAUUAAAAAAAAACAGUCCCAAAAAUGAAAUUUUGCAGUAUUCACAGGUAUGCAUCGACGCUAAAGGUGUGAUUCCUUAAAUUUUCGAAUAUGAUGUCAAAUUCAGGGUGUAUAUGUAAUAAAUUUAUAAAGUAUAGAUUCAUUCUUGUUUUACAUAUCUGCUGAAAAAAAGUUCUCACUUCAGAUUUCAUGCAAUUGGAAGUGUCUGUUAUCCGCAUUUUUUCAGCAGGUUGAUGUGAUUGUAAUUUUUCGUAAAAUGAGUAGUGAUUAUACUAAGCAUGUGUGAUAAAAAUGAGAAAAUGUGAUCAGGGAUGGAAAAUUAUAAGAGAAUUAGUGA